Messenger RNA from Cyprinodon tularosa, 3844 nucleotides. It is a transcript of the gene hoxd3a, whose product is annotated as homeobox D3a. Gene Ontology annotation, cellular component: nucleus. The record is from RefSeq and is a predicted model, not a curated record. Gene Ontology annotation, biological process: regulation of transcription by RNA polymerase II. The transcript is spliced from 4 exons. The coding region runs from base 1598 to 2842 and encodes 414 amino acids. NCBI's taxonomy places the organism in Eukaryota, Metazoa, Chordata, Actinopteri, Cyprinodontiformes, Cyprinodontidae. Gene Ontology annotation, molecular function: RNA polymerase II cis-regulatory region sequence-specific DNA binding; DNA-binding transcription factor activity, RNA polymerase II-specific.
AGGAGUGAGUUAUAAAUUGAUGUUGAUUUAUAGGAUAUUGUAGCAGCAUAAGAUGAAUAGCUGCUCAUGCAUCUUUUUUAUUUUCGGGCAUUUAUGUCUUAAUAUUUUUAUUCUUAGAAGGGCAUUGUUUGCAUUGGGUUCAUCAGAAGUGCUGGAGGUUUGGACCGCCUGACAGUUCUGCCUCCUUGUAAAUCACUCCCAGUAAUUCCUGAAAAGGUGCGAGGGAGACUGUUUGGGGGGCCGGCCGAAAACUGUAAAUCUUUCACUUUUAUUACCCCUCUGUACAUAUGCCGGUGACGCUGUACAAGCUCUGCAACCCCUUCUUCUUUUCUUGUUCUGCAGCGAGAACAACCCGCCGCUCAACAAACCAGCUUGCAGUUGCGAGAUGCAUCUCUGCUAAUCCAUUUUAGUUUUCCAAUGCAUUUUUUUUUAUUAUUAUUAUUUGGCGUCAUUCCCUUUAUUUGAUGAUUAAUACGGAAAACAAUGCAAGAGAAGCCGAGCAUGCUCCAGUGGCUCUUUGUGCUGCAAGCAGGGGUUGAAGAUAGACACACAUACACAGAGACAAAUAACAAACGCAGGAUGAUAAUGUGUUUUAUUUGAAUACAAUCCAGGAACAGCUGCAAGAAAACCUAUCGUGUAAUUUAUUUCAUAAAUCAUUGUAAAAUACAAAUGGCACACCAGUGAUCUGCAGAAAUGCCACUCUCCAUGGGUGAUGCGUCAAAAGCACUCUUCUUAUUUUUUAUUUAUAAAUUCCUUGCAAAAUGUAUUAAUCUUAAAAGCCUUUAUCAAAGUACUCUCAUUGCAACGCAAAAUUGCCUUAUCAUCAUACAUGGUUAUUGCAUAGAUUAUAGAAUAGCUGUUAUCAAAAUGCAAUAAUAGGGACUGAUAAUAGAUACAAAAAACAGCAAACAGUCCUGCCUUUAAAUAUUGAGGCAUGCGGGUUGCAGUCCUUGAUAUUCAAAGAAGUAGGAACAUUUUCUCAAUCACAAACCUCAGACGAGCAUAUAAACGCCACCCUUUAUCAAAGUGGACCGGUAGGAGCUCCCUGCAUGAGGAAGAGGGCAAAUCACGUGAACACAUAUGCUUGUUUCUAAAAGGCAGUGCCAUUUUAUUUGUCAUCAUAAAAGCUUCAGAAACAAGCCCCCCCAAAAAAUCCCAAUCUACACAGGCCUAUCCUCGAUAUCUCACUGGUUGAUUGAUUGCCAGUGGAUUUUUUUUUCUGUUUCCCCCCUCUUCCUUGGAAUAAGGAUACCUGGUUCGCUUUUUUUUAUUCCAUUCUUUCGGGAAUACUGUCUCCAACCGGUGUAUGGAAAUGUUGGAAAAACAGCAAGAUCAGGUUUAGGACAGUACCGUCUGCAGACAGGGGGAAAAAAAGAGGGGUGAAGGAUUUAUUCUAGAAGCUGCACGGAGAGGAAGUCAGAGCUGUGAGGCAGCCGCUUUUUGAUGAAUUGAUUCGCAGGUCGAGAUGGAGGCGGUGAUGAAUGCGUGAGCGUUAUAAAAGAGAUCUGCGCAGAUUUUGCUCACAGACUGGAGCAACUGUGGGAAGCACCAAUCACGUGAAUAAUCAACACCCAUUUUGUGGCUUUGAAUCCACAAAAUGCAGAAGGCAACCUAUUACGAUAACUCUGGACUGUUUGGAGGCUACACCUACCCCAAACCAGACUCCUACAACUACGGCCCUGCUCAUCAGUCCUAUCCUGCUCCUAAUAUUGACACUGAUUAUCAGAGUUCAGUGUGUCCUAUUCAGAGCUCUGCAGUCAGGCCACCUCCGGCCCUCAAAGACAGUGACCUAAACGGGGACUGCUUGCGGCAAAGCGGUGGCCAGAGCAACACCAACAGCAGCAGUAGCAGCAGCAGCGGCAGCAGCCAAGCGAACGGGAUUUCUGAGCAGCAGGUUCCCCCUUUGUCUGCAUCCUCCCCGAGCUCCAACAGCUCUGGAUCCCAGAAGAAAAAGUCCCCAAAUGGCAGCGCGUCAGGGGCGGCCACCCCUGCCCUCACCAAACAGAUUUUCCCCUGGAUGAAGGAGACCAGGCAGAACUCAAAACAGAAGAACAACAACAGCUGCGCUGCUGCAGGUAGAGAUCCUGAUGGUGGAGAGGUGAGCGAUGAGAAAAGCCCACCCGGACCAGCCUCCAAGCGGGUCAGAACUGCUUACACCAGCGCGCAGCUCGUGGAGCUAGAGAAGGAGUUUCACUUUAACCGCUACCUUUGUCGCCCACGGAGGGUGGAGAUGGCCAAUCUGUUGAACCUCACCGAGCGCCAGAUAAAGAUCUGGUUUCAGAACAGGAGGAUGAAAUACAAAAAGGACCAGAAGUCUAAGGGUCUGGCACACUCCCCUAUGGGACACUCCCCGGACAGAAGCCCCCCGCUGAGCGGGCCCAAUCACACCGGAUACGGAGGCCAGCUCCAAAACGUGAACACCCUGAGCUACGACGCACCCUCACCGCCGCCCUUUGCCAAACCCCAGCAGAACAUGUAUGGUCUGGCCGCUUACACGGCGCCUCUGGGCGGCUGCCUCCCUCAGCAGAAGCGCUAUCCGGGUUCUGAGUAUGAACACCACGGCAUGCAGAGCAACGGGGGCUUCGCCAACGCCAAUUUGCAAGGCAGCCCCGUGUACGUGGGUGGGAACUUUGUUGAUUCCAUGCCAGCCUCGGGCCCCAUGUUCAACCUCGGCCAUCUCCCCCACCCAUCAUCCACCAGUGUGGACUACAGCUGUGCCGCUCAGAUCCCAGGAAACCACCACCACGGACCGUGUGACCCCCACCCCACGUACACAGACCUCACCUCUCACCAAGUUUCUCAGGGAAGGAUUCAGGAAGCGCCUAAACUGACGCAUUUGUAAUAUUACGACGUUUCUUGUGCGUGCGCGUGUUUGUGUGUAGGGGUGGGUGCGAGUGUGUGUAUUUUUGUGCCAAAUUACGUUGCGCUCUUUUUUAUUACCUCACUAGGCUAUUAACAACGCUCCGAGCGAGCUCUGUGUACUAUGACAGUAUUAUUGAUAUUAUUAUUAUUAAUGCUAUUGUGUAAUUAUUUUCUAAAUAAUAGAGCUUUCUCCAUUUCUCUUAAAUUUUUUGAGAAGCUAGCCUAAUUGUUGAUAGUUAUUUCUAUUUCUUUUUUUUUUCUUUUUCUUUUUUAACCUUUUGGUUUAUUCUCAAGUGCAAUGCGCAAUGUUUGACUGAAUAUUUCAUUCCGUUACUUGAAGGUAAGUAUUGUAGAUCACAAAAAGUAGAAUCUCAUCCUUAGAUGGAAAGAUUUGUUUUGGAAAAAUGACAAAAAAUUGACUGUUUGUUAAAGGAUCUCAUUUUCAUCAUCUUAUUUAUUUAUUGCGUCAUUAAUUUAGCAUAAUCCCCGGCACUAUAGCAUAUAGCCUAUUUAAUUAUUUAAUUGCUUUUGUAUUGCACAUUAUUUAUCGUUCAUUAUGCGAGCUAUUUAUAAGUGUGGAUUUGCGUUCCCGGAUUGGACAGAGCGGUGCACUUGUUGGGCAAAACAGGGUUUGUUUCUUUAUUUUUAUUUUUUUUAAAGAAAUGAUACGACUUAAAGAAAGGAGGAUUUCGAGCUGUAUAAAUCUGAGACUGGGGGAUAUUUAUGGAAAGUAAAACAUGUCCACAGUUAAUCUUGUGUCAAAACCUUAAGUGAAACGUAGACUAUCGCAAAAAUCAAAUACGCACACCAGCAUGUCAUUUUGUGUAGUCCUUUGCGUUUUUAUUAUUCUAAUAAUUUGCCUUCCAUUGUUAUUCCAUUCAGUUGGACAUCCAUAAAUUACGAAACUCCGAUGAUAUUGAAAUGUUAUAUUUUAUUGUGUUUAACAUUUUGUAAAUAAAGUGCUUAAACUUGUAUUUUCAAA